Molecule: messenger RNA, 1288 nt
Organism: Nanorana parkeri
Lineage: Eukaryota; Metazoa; Chordata; Amphibia; Anura; Dicroglossidae
Gene: SPDEF
Product: SAM pointed domain containing ETS transcription factor
Exons: 6
Coding region: 317-1261 (314 amino acids)
Biological process (GO): regulation of transcription by RNA polymerase II; cell differentiation
Cellular component (GO): nucleus
Molecular function (GO): DNA-binding transcription factor activity, RNA polymerase II-specific; sequence-specific DNA binding
Source: RefSeq, a predicted model, not a curated record
AUAGAAAAAAACUAAAGGAAUAAGUUAAGAGAUGCAAGGUGUUUAAUAAGGCAAGCAAAGAAAGAAGGAGGAAGGAAUGGGAGAGACAUCCUUUGCACAAGGGACACGUGUCUCUUCCAGGAUUUAAAGCAUCGUCAGCGAGAGACAGAGGGAGGAGAGAGAACCUUAAAGAAAAAGAGUGAAUAGACACUGGGUGAGAGAACGUGAAACAGCAGUGAAAGAGAGUUGUCAGUGAGUUGAUACAAAUGAUACUGUGACAUCCCGCAGGUGGCACUUCACUUUCUGGACAGGUUGUUGCUGCUUACACGUCUACGGCAUGGGGAGCAGUGGAACGAACCUUCCUACGGUGACGCACUUGGAGCUGCAGGAAUCCUCACUCACUAGCUUGGAUAAGCCUCCAGAAGAGGGUGCAACUGGGUACUACCUGCCAUUUUGUGACAUGUUGUACAGUGGUGAUGGAGGAAACUGGGCUCCUAAAAGUCUCUUGCCAAAUGGACAAAGAGAAGUUCAAAAGGAACCUGAGCAAUGUCCUGUUAUAGACAGUCAAGGACUUCAUCAUGAGCUGGAAUACCAAACAUCACUACACCUAGAGGAUCAUUCUUUGGAACAAAUGCAAACUAUGGUUGUAGGGGAAGUCCUAAAAGAUAUUGAGACAGCAUGCAAACUACUCAAUAUAUCUGCAGAUCCCAUGGAAUGGUCCUCAGGUAAUGUUCAGAAGUGGAUCUUAUGGACAGAGCACCAGUAUCGCCUUCCGCAAGUGGGUCGCAGCUUUCAGGAUCUAACUGGAAGAGAUCUGUGCUCCCUAAAUGAAGAUGGUUUCCGAGACAGGUCUCCGCUGUGUGGGGAUGUCUUGUAUGCUCACCUGGACAUCUGGAAGUCAGCAGCCUGGAUGAAAGAAAAGACAGGAUCUAGUGACAUGAGAUACUGUGGAGGAAAUGGAUCUGUUGGUGAAUGCUGGCCAGACACAGAAGUAGAUUCCUCCAGCUCUGGGCAGCCGAUUCAUUUAUGGCAAUUCUUGAAAGAGCUUUUGCUAAAGCCACACAGUUAUGGAAGUUCUAUACGCUGGCUAAACAAAGAAAAGGGUAUUUUUAAGAUCGAAGACUCUGCUCAAGUUGCACGCCUCUGGGGUAUCCGAAAAAACCGCCCAGCAAUGAACUAUGAUAAACUGAGCCGCUCAAUUCGACAAUACUACAAAAAAGGAAUCAUCCGCAAGCCAGAUGUAUCACAACGCCUUGUCUACCAAUUUGUGCAACCAUUAUAGAAAAUGUCAACCUAUAUGGAUCCAAGA